Molecule: messenger RNA, 2380 nt
Organism: Rubroshorea leprosula
Lineage: Eukaryota; Viridiplantae; Streptophyta; Magnoliopsida; Malvales; Dipterocarpaceae
Source: the annotation of a GenBank genome assembly
AAUAAUAUAUUUAAAAUUCGUUCAAAAUCUUAACCGAUGGUUUUGCCUUUUUUCCGUUUUGUUUCCUUGUAUCACAGCCAUACGCAUAUCAUACGUUUCUCACACCCAUUUUUAAGAACCCGACCUCUCCCACCAUCUCAUCACCUCUUGCCGGCAAUUACGAAACCAUGAAAUUCAAUACCUUUCUUCUCUUCCUUUUCAUUGCCAUAACCUUCCUCUUUCUUUUCGCCAGGAACCAUCCUCCGUUCGCUCCGCCACCCGAUGUGAUCGCCCUCCUAGACUGCGCUCCUGACUCUCCAUCCCCCUGGUGCAUCCGUCUUCAAUCCAAUAAACCACCACAUGUGUCCGACACCCCCAAUCACCCUCUCGACCCUCUCACCAUCAAAGAAAUCAACAUGGUCCGCUCCAUCCUCUCCUCCCAUGCCCUCUUCAACUCCUCUAACCCUUACGCCUUCCACUCCAUCGAUCUGGAAGAGCCCCACAAAGAACAAGUCAUCCAGUGGACAAAGGCCGACCCUCUUCCACCCAGACUGGCCUCUGUUGUCGCGCGGGUAGACGGACACUCGCACCUCUUCACUGUCAACUUGGAAACCACUCAAGUCACGGUUCACAACACCGUCCCUCGCUCUGGUUAUCCCACCUUAACGUUUGAGGACUUGACUUCCACCAUUUGGGCUCCCCUGUCCAACGCCGAGUUCAACCGCACCAUCACCAACCGUGGUGUUGAUUUGGCUGACCUGGCAUGCUUACCGAUGUCCUUAGGAUGGUAUGGGAAGAAAGAGGAGGGCAGGAGGUUAAUUAAGAUAGGAUGCUACUCCAAGAAAGACACUCCAAACUUCUACAUGAGGCCUAUCGAAGGCCUGAUUGUCCUCCUCGACAUGGACACCAAAGAGGUGUUGGAAAUUUCGGACCAGGGUCGGAAUAUCCCCAUUCCCAAGGCCGCCAACACUGACUAUCGGUACGCGGCGCAACAGCAGAAACUGAACCUGGUAAACCCGAUAUCCAUCGAGCAGCCAAAAGGUCCAAGCUUUGUGGUUGAAGAUGAACACUUAGUGAAAUGGGCAAACUGGGAAUUCCACCUGAAAGCAGACCCGAGAGCAGGGGUGAUCAUUUCUCGGGCAAAAGUCAGGGAUCCAGAUACAGGGGAGAUGAGGAACGUCAUGUACAAAGGGUUCACGUCAGAGCUGUUUGUGCCUUACAUGGACCCUACGGAUGCCUGGUAUUUCAAAACAUAUUUGGAUGCAGGUGAGUACGGGUUCGGAUUGCAGGCUAUGUCGCUUGACCCACUUAACGAUUGCCCCAAGAAUGCGUACUAUAUGGACGCUGUGUUUGCGGCAGCAGAUGGCAAACCGUACGUCCAGCCCAACAUGAUUUGCGUCUACGAGAGCUAUUCCGGUGAUAUUGGGUGGAGGCAUACUGAGAGUCCGAUCACCGGAAUGGAGAUUAGAGAGGUGAGGCCGAAGGUGACACUGGUGGUUAGAAUGGCUGCAUCGGUAGCUAACUAUGACUACAUCGUUGAUUGGGAGUUUCAAACAGAUGGACUAAUCAGAGUUAAGGUUGGACUUAGUGGCAUUUUGAUGGUGAAAGGGACUAAGUAUGAGAACAUGAGACAAGUGCCUGAGCAGGAAAAUCUCUACGGUACACUUCUGUCUGAAAAUGUGAUAGGAGUCAUCCACGACCAUUACGUUGGCUUCUACCUUGACAUGGACAUAGAUGGCUCUGAUAAUUCCUUUGUCAAAGUUAAUAUCAAAAGGCAGGACACUUCUCCUGGAGAGUCACCUAGAAAAAGCUACCUCAAAGCUGUAAGAAAUGUCGCCAAGACUGAGAAAGAUGCACAGAUUCAGCUAAAGCUCUACGAUCCCUCUGAGUUCCAUGUCAUCAACCCCACCAAAAAGACACGGAUCGGAAAUCCUGUAGGGUACAAAGUGGUUCCCGCUGCCACUGCUGCUAGCUUGCUUGACCAUGAUGAUCCACCGCAGAAGAGAGCUGCAUUCACCAACAACCAGAUAUGGGUUACUCCAUACAACCGGAGCGAGCAAUGGGCUGGAGGCUUGUUUACGUACCAGAGCCAUGGUGAAGACACACUUGCUGUGUGGUCUGAAAGAGAUCGACCCAUCGAGAACAAAGACAUUGUAGUGUGGUACACACUAGGCUUCCACCACAUACCAUGUCAAGAGGAUUUCCCCAUCAUGCCGACUGUCUCCGCAAGUUUUGAUCUGAAGCCAGUUAAUUUCUUUGAGAGAAAUCCCAUUCUUGGAGUUCCACCUAAUUUUGAGUAGGAUCUACCUGUUUGCAACAGCUGUUUCUGCAUAAAACACUCAUUCUGCACUUCCUCCAGGCAGAGUAUAGCAACCCAACAAAAUAAAAAUUGUAAGUCGUA